Symbiodinium pilosum is the source of this 2475-nucleotide messenger RNA. The record is from the annotation of a GenBank genome assembly. NCBI's taxonomy places the organism in Eukaryota, Dinophyceae, Suessiales, Symbiodiniaceae.
AUGGCAGCACCAUCUGCUGCUGCCGCUGCGGGCGCCGCUGCGGCGGCACUUCUGCAGCGACAGCUGCUGCAAAGCACCGGUGGCAGUGAGCAAGGCUGGAGCGAGCAUCAGACUGGCGAUGGCCGCAAGUUCUUCCACAACGAGGAGACCGGGGUGUCGCAAUGGGAGAAGCCUGAUUCGCUGAUGACCGACAGCGAGCGCAUCGUGAACUCCACCGCCUGGAAGCAGUAUCGGAUUUGGGAUGGUCGAAUCUUCUAUCACAAUAAGGAGACAAAAGUUAGCUGCUGGAGCAUGCCGCCAGAGCUGCGAAAGCUCCGGGGUGAGAGCACCGGACUUGAUGACCGGCCUUUGCCAGAAACCCGCGCGGAGCAACGGCAAGCUUUCCAGGAAUUCCUGAAAGAGCGAGGAGUCGACGCGACCUGGGAUUGGCGGAGGGUCCAAGACCUCGCCCGCGAUGCCCCAGAGACCGAAGGUGUUAGUGAGCAAGUCCAGAAGCAAGUCUUCGCGGAGCUGCUGAGCAUAGCCUUGAAGAGGGGCGAGACAGAGGCGCGGGCCAAAGCACGCAACGCCGCGCUGGCGCUCGAGCGGCUGGUUGAAGAGCGCUUCGCAGAUCCGGAUGCUUUAGGCACAACUUAUGAGGAGGCAGCGAGCAUCCUGGGCGACGAAGAGGCAUGGACCCUGAUCAAAUCUGAUGUCCGCCGAGAUGAGGUGUUCCAGACAGUUAUGGAGCGCCUUGAGGAGAAGCACCAGAAAGCGCGCGCAGACAAGCGUGCGGAGCGCGUUGUGCGGCUUCAGCGGCUCAUGGCCACGGACCCCGAGCUCAGAAGACCGCGAAUGCGAUGGAAGGAUGCAGCAGCUGUUCUGGCUAGGCGGGACGAGCUGCAGGAAGAGGAGCCACCAAUCGAGGCUCUUCGCGUUUGGGCUUCCAUGCGGGAGCUGAGGUUGGCAGCCACCAAGGACGUGGAUCUCAAAAACAAAGCCCAGGCCGACUUCUACCGCGACGAGCGGAAGCGCCGAGAUGCCUUUGUGCUCUCCAUCAAGGAGCUCGCAGCAGCAGAGAGGUUCACGAUGGGGACGAGCUGGGCCCAGCUAGAGGAGAUGCUUCAGGCAUCUGGGGAUCAGCGCAUGGCCGGGCUCCGUGAGGGCGAGGGUGCGACAGCCAUGGAGCUUUUUGAUGAGUUCGUGGAGGAGCUCAAGCUCAAGGGCCCCGAGGCCUAUGCUGGCGUUGAGCCUGCGCCGCCACCGCCGGAGCCGAUUAUGGCAUCCCUGGCAAAGUAUGACGCCAAUCCACGCUUCGCACUCCGCAGCACUGAGGAACUGCUGCUAGCAGCCCCAAAGGUGGAGUUACAUGUGCACCUGGACGGUUCCUUCGACGCCGGAGUGCUCUUCAGGGAGCUCCCGGAGAAGGUGAGGACGCCCUGGGAUGGCAAGAUGCUUGAAGUGCGCAAAGCUGUGCGUGACUGCAACGGAGACCUGGCAAAGUUCACCUCGCUGGUUUCGGUCGGGGAUGACAUCAUCGGCUUGUUUCCCAUCCUCGAUUGCUUCUACACCUACUUGCCCAUUGUGCGCGGCCGAUUUGCUUUGCUGGAGGAGCUGGCAUUUGAGUUCUGCCGCGAGCGGAAGAAGCACAGCAUCAUCUACACAGAAGUGAGGUACUCCCCAUUCGAGUUCCUGCCGCAAGGCGAGGAUGGAGAAAUCGCGGAUGAUUCCAAGGCAGCAGACGCUGUCAAGGCCGGGCUUGUGCAGAAUCUUGAGGCCCUCGGGAAUGUACAGAAGGCACCCACCCGGCGAGCACGUCAAGCUGAGUUUGGCAUUGUAGUUCGCCAGAUCCUGUGUUGCAUCGCAGCGCAGCCGUCCUGGUCCACAAAGACAAUGGCACUUGCAGAGGAGUUCCGGAAUGAAGGUGUUGUCGGUGUUGACAUCGCUGCUGGCGAGAUGCAUUUUGAGGACGGCGCCCUCCACGAUGCACACAGAGAUGCUCUCGCCAUGGCGGAAAAGGCAGGCUUUGGGGUCACUGUACACGCUGCUGAGGCAGGGCCAGGCGAAAACGUGCGCCGAGCUAUGAACAUUUAUGGCGCCACUCGGAUAGGACAUGGCUACCGAUCUGUUGGAUCGGAAGCCUAUGAGUAUGCGAAGUCCAAGGGCGUGCACUUCGAGCUGUGCCCUACAUCUUCUAUUUCAACACAAGCGAUUGAGUUGGAGAUGUCCGAGGGUGCACUUCAGUGGAAGACACACCCCAUCAGCCAGUUUUUCGCAGACCGGACAUCCUGCUCCAUCAACUCAGAUGACCCUGCAGUCUUUCGAUGUUCUCUUACAGACGAGCUUUCAAUUUGCGUAAACCAAAUGGGCCUCAGCUUGGAAGAUAUUCGCUGGAUGACACUGCAGGCUGCAGAGCACGCAUUCCACUUGGAUGCGCGUGUGAAGGAUACUGUCAUUCAGAGCGUGAACAAGUUCUACGACGGUCACUUGAACUGA